AUGUAUCCAUACACAUAUAAACGAUAUAAUGAACUUUCUAAAUGUCACCCUUAUGAAUUUUAUUUUUUACAUUUGUUUUAAAAUAUGGAUAAUAGUUCAGAUACUCCCCUCACUCAUAGUGUUUUUCGUAAGCCUCUCAAUGUUUACCUCAUUCCUACCAGUUUAACAGGUUUCUUUUAGCCAGGAAUGACUUUAAGGACAUAAUUGUUGGCUGUGCAAAAAAAUGUAAAAUCAAAGUGUUUAGUUGAAUAGUCAUAUAUAUGUUCAAAUAUGAUGCUGCAUGUAUGUAUGACAAUCAAUAUUUUUUCAACAAUUAGUAACCCCCUCUCCAUCUUUUGCCCCAUGUUAGGGAGCCUUUAGCUCAAAUGUGGAGUAAAAGACCCCCGACAUGAGGCAAAAAAGGGGGAUAAGGCUUUAAUUUUUGAUUAAUGCACCUUUAACAAAACAGAAAAAGUAUUUUAUCUCAGAAUACACAACAUAUCCUAAUAGCUGCACAAUUAUAUUUUUUCAUCACACAGAGUCAUUCAAAUUUCUUGUGCUGUGAUUAUACAAAUAGGCUACCCCAAAACACUAAUUUCCAAACUUUGCGGUGUCUUGUUGGCUUUAUAAAUCCGCAUGUGGGUAGCACUGCCGUUUGCAGAUUUAAAUAUUAGUCGAUAGGUGGCGCUAUAUCUCAUGAUCAAUCUCACUAUAUGGUAACCACAACAGUGUUUGUGAUCUCAAUUCCUUAGAGCAAUGACAAGUGGGUGGUACUGUAGCGGAGAACAAAAAAGAUGAAGACAUAAUGCAACAACAACCCAAGGAUGAAUAGGCUAUAAAAAGCUUUUUUUCAUCAUAUAUGCCUUGCUUGCACAGUUUCCCUACGGAAUAAAGUUCAAAAUGGGCAUUAAAAACAACGGCAACUUACAGAACAGCUCGCGGGGGAUGAUUUAAUUCAAGGACUUUUCGCAUUUGCGUAAACGGAAAUCAAAUAUUCACUUUUAGUUCUCCAAGAACAUAAAACACGGUAUGCGAAAUCACAGCAUGCGCUACGAGGACAACGCGUCUCUUUCUUUUCUAAGUAAAGUCAGCUUUUUUGCGUGAAUUUUUUUAUUUAUUUUAUUUUUUUAAGCGAAUGGAAUCUUGUUGUGGAGGACGCGUUGAGAUAACGAAUUUAUUGAGCGUCUAUUCAUUCAGAAAAUGAAGAAUCAAACAGGAUACUGUGAAACAACAGGCAGUGAGCGGUUCAUGAUGAGCAACGUUAAAAUGGGUACCGUGUUCAAGGGUCACGCAGCGGCAGCGCAGAAGGAGCGUCUCCCGCCCGAAGGCGCUGGCUCUUCAGCAUAUGAUUCCCAUGCAGCACCUUGGACAGGGUUCGCAAGCUCCUUCCCGACACCCCUCACCAACUCUCUCCUACGGUCAAAAUGGUCCAAAGAAUCAUUAAACGGCUACCCCCCUGAAUACAACUCCAUCAAGUCCACCGGGACGAAAAGAGAGACGUUAUUCGACACAGGACAUAUGUGCAAAAAGUGCAUCUCUCAUUUCAACGUCUUCAAAAGGGAAGCGUUAAAACAAGUAUCUGACGAAAAUCUUUCUACUAAAGAUCCCAAAAUCUUCAUUCAUCUUUAUGAGAGCAUGAAACCACCUGCUAGUACUGUAGAAGCCUGGGGCAAUGCGGACGGACGCUGUGGCGUCUGCUCCACUCACUUUAGCCAGUUGAAGCAGGAGGCUAUCCGCACGAUCCUCACCCAGGACCGGGCCAUAUGGGCUCCACCUACCGCUGCCAACAUCCCAUCCACAAGCCUAGACUCAGGCUCAAAAACGCUCCCCAGAACAUCAAGCCACCGAUCUGUUGUCUCAGACCCCCAUCAGAGGCCUAGCAAUGCAGCACCGGAUUGCUGGAUUAAAGGACGUCAGCAUUUGGAGGCCCUGUGGCCCCUGUCCUCAUGCAAAGGAAACAAUUCAAUGUCUCAAAAGUCCUCCCAGAGUCCUUUGCAUGCAGGGAAGGUGAAUGAAAAGGAGAAUGUGACCUCUACAGCACUGUGCAACUACGGCGCCACACAGCCAACGCGUUCUUCCAGUAUGUCCUCUCUGCUCCCUGCAGGAACAUCUGCUGCCUUGUCUUUCUUUGUCAGGGCAGCACAGAAGUUGAACGUAAUGGUUAGAAGAGGAAGGCACUUCUCAGAGAGCAGUGCUUCCCAACGCAUGAUGAACUUCAGUAGUCUUAUGCAGAAAUCUCCUCCUCUAGCACCAGCAAUCAUUUUUCAAGCUGCUAGUAAGAGCAAGGAAACACCUGGGAUGGGAAAGGUCAAAGUGAUGCUGCGAGUAUGUUCGGUUCCUGUGUCUGACCCAUCUCAGUCCUACUCUUUCAAACUGGACCUGCAAAAGAAACAGAUCACAGUGCUGAAUGUACCCACCUUCAACCCUCAGAGACAGACUGCUGGAACUACAGUCUCCUCAAAGACCUUCACCUUUGAUGCUGCCUUUGGCCCUGAUUCAACCCAGGCAGAAGUUUGUGAGAACAGCUUGUGUGAAGUGCUGCAGUGUGUGCUUGCAGGAGCUGAUGGUUGUAUCCUAAGCUUCGGACAAACCAAUGUGGGAAUGUCUUACACAAUGAUUGGCCACGAUGGCUGCACUCAAAGCCUUGGAAUCAUUCCUUGUGCUAUAUCUUGGCUUUUCAAGCUCAUUACCAGGAAGAAAGACAAGACAUGGGCAAACAUCUCAGUUUCCGUGUCAGCUGUAGAGGUCUGUGGGGAAAAGAAUGGCAUCAGGGAUUUACUUGCUGAUGUUGACACGGGCAACUGCAAGGAGACCUAUAAACCAGAUGCUUACCUCAAAGAGGACCCCGUCUGUGGAGUACAACUCUGCAACCACAGUGUACUUAAUGCUCCAACUCCAGAAAGAGCAGCUUUCCUACUAGAUGCAGCUCUUGCAUCUCGCAGUGGCAUGGUGGACAGUGGAGGGAGACCACCACAUUGUUGUCACAUGUUCUUCACCCUACAUGUUCGCCAACAGCACAUAGGAAGCAGUACCAAAUCUGGGAUGAAUGUGGAUCAAAGCAAGCUGAGCCUGAUCGAUUUAGGGAGCUGUGUGGGGGAGAGGGAAGGAAGCAACUGUGGAGUCUGCCUCGCUGAGCUUGGAAACUUUAUCACGGCCAAUCUCAACAGACAUAAUCACGUCCCAAAUAGGGGAAGUAAAUUAGCCAUGCUUUUGCAAGACUCUCUGAGCAAUGUCAACUGCUCCACCACAAUUAUUGCCCAUAUAUCCACCUUGUCUGAGGACCUUACAGAAAGCCUUUGUACGAUGCAGACUGUGACUCGAAUGCGAAGGCAGAAAAAGAAGAUAAGGAAAUCUUCCUCAAGCUCGCCUGGAGGAAGAAGCUUAGGCAACGAGAGGAAAUGUAAUAAUUCCACCAAGCUGAGAUUCCAAUCUACGGGAACACUGGAUCAAGAUCUCUCCUCUCCUGGUUUCUCUAGUGAUCCAGUAUUUUACCCUGGGAGUGAUAAGUCUUGUGAUACCAUUAUCUCUAUGGAUCCUUCUGGCCUCCUAGAUAAAGAGGUUACAAAUAGAAGCAGAGAGGUUUUACCUAUUAUUCCAUCCUUACUCAAGAGCAAAUUGGAGUCCAAAAAGCUCUCGCUGAUGAAGUUUUGUGAAAUCUCUCCACCAAUUGCCAAUCGCAUGAAGCAGAUAUCAAAAGAAAAGACUAAAGAAGAGUUGACACCAACAAUUUUGCAAGAUAAAUCAGAUUUUGAGUGCCUGAAGUGCAACACAUUUGCAGAACUCCAGAAUCGACUGGGAAACAUAGACGGAACAGAGUUGGAUCUAUGCAAAGAUCAGGAAGUGAACACUAUGAGCAAAUCACCUCGCUUGAGCCAAACCAAAAAGAAAUCCAAUUCAUUGGACAUUCAAGCAUUAAACAACAGAGAACCCAAUAGUACCAGACAAGGAAACUCCUCAAAAACAUUUGCCAUAAUUCACAACAGUGAAGAAAUUCCAAGUACCGCCAAUUCACAGAUUAUUCAGCCACAGUUAGAUGUUGUCAAACCGAGUGAUCCCAUGCUGUCUAGCCAAUCUCUAGGCAAAUCUAAGCUUCAUAAUAAAAUAAUGAAUAUGAUGCCCACUGCACUAUCUUUGAAAUUGGAAGACCAAGGUAAAAUGAGAUUAUCAGAUAAUUCCACAAUGCAAUCUGAGACAAGAAUAUCACCCAUCGGCAAGAGUUCUCCGAGGUCUACCUCAUCCUCUUCUUUUUCAUCAUCCCUGUCUUCCAGUUUGAGCUCCCCACCGGCUGUGUCUGCCUCUUUGAAUGGAGACAUUCCACGUUGUACAGGAAAAAAACAGCGAGAGAUGAGGGCCACCAUCACUGUGACUGUUCAGAAGCCAUUGGAUCUUAAUGGACAUGAUGAGCUUGUGUAUACCGUGGUUGAGGAGGUAACAAUAAAUGGGGCCACUGAGCAAGGAAAGGCACAAAUAUUAAGUAUUCAUGAGUCGCACUCUCUCCAGGCUUUAACGCCAGGAAGUCAGUCUGUCAGGAUUAUCGGCAGCGAAGGUGAAGAUCAAACAGCAAGUUUUUAUAGUUCCAACUUUAAUGCACAAACUUCAGAGCAUGAAGCCUUCACGGCCUCAUCAGAUGCAGCUAUUAAACACACAAAAAUCAAUGCACAUAUUGACAAGGCAGGCGGCUUCAUCGAUUCGAAAAACCUUCCGCAACAUGAUACUUGGUCUGAGGUGCCCCUGACUGAAGAUAUGAAGGAGAUACCUAAAGGAGCCAUGGUUAAACUUGACCCUGCCUGUGAGGUCUCCGAGUCCAGAAAAUAUGCUUGUGAAAUUAAACCUGAGCAAAACUGGUUGUGCCAAAACAACAAGAAAGACGUCAAGGAUGUCCCUCACAUGAAAACAGAACAAAAGAACCCAAAGAGUCCAAGAGAAACUCCUGAGAAGAAACAAUAUACAAAGAAAGACGGUCCUAUAGAAUGGACCAAAGACAAUAUGCCAUCAACGUCAACAAACAGUCCCAAUCUCAAAAGAAAAGAGACGAAAGAAGAAUCUGGAAUAGCCAGAAAUGCAAUGAUAAACAUGGCUACUGAAACUAAGACCAACUCUAAAUCUCAUUUUGAGGAGAGCAGCAAGUUGUUUAAUGCAAAACUGAAAGCAUUAUCCGGCAGGAGCCAAACAUGGGAUCACAGUAAGAGCGGGCGCUCAACGGGAAGCUUGGAAGGUAAUUCUAGCUCAAGACUUAAAAGCAAGUUCCUUGAAGAGACUGCUUUCAUCGAUAUGGCUCCGAAAGGCCUUUUAGAUGAAGAUUACAUUUCAGCACAACCCAGCCCACUAGGUUUUAAAGAAGACUUUGAGGACUUUGUAAGGUGUCGAGCUAGCCAGAGUCUCGGGAGGGUUCCACAGUUCUUCCCCAUGCAUGAUGCCAACGAUCCAACCCGGCCAUCAAAAAACGGCCACUCUAAGACCACAACCGUUAAUAAAUUCAUGCCCAGUUCAAUGAUCCACAAGAUGCCAAACUUGUCUCCCAAACCCACUAGACACUCGAUCAACCGGAGCUCAAGCUUUUCUCCUAAUGGAGCACCUGUCAGCCAAAGCUCCUGGUCAACACACUCUCUAUCCCGAAGUCAAGACAACGGCAGUUUGAAGUCACCCGGUGCAGUCCGGAAAGGUAGAGUUGAGCUUUUAAGAAGCAGUAGAGAUUCUCUUUCUGCUUUUAGUCAAGGUGGGUCUGAUUUAGAUGAAUGUGAGGAACUGGGGACGAUGAAACCUUUCGUUCACACGUUGCCAUCCCCGUAUAGCCGGAUCACAGCUCCACGGACUCCACACCACUGCAGCGGCCAUGCCAGCGAUACCACCAGUGUUCUCAGUGGGGAGCUGCCUCCUGCCAUGUGUAAAACGGCUUUACUCUAUAACAGGAGCAGUAUGGUCAGUAGUGGCUAUGAAAGCAUGCUGAGAGACAGUGAAGCUACAAUCAGCAGCAGUUCAACGCACAACUCCAUCAGCGAUCAGAGCUGCUCGCUCGGUGCUGCUAAAGGCAUGAGAAGUAACAAGAAAAGAACCAACAUAGGGUCCAGUCUAAGACGUCCAUCUCAAGACAACCUCCUGUCACUGAGGAGAUCCGUCAGUGGGCCAAAAACGCACCGGGUGGAUCGGGGUGGUUCUGACUCUUAUGAAAUUAAAGUCUAUGAGAUUGAUAAUGUAAAUGGCGUACAGAAGAGAGGUGGGGCAGGGAACAAGGGUAUAGUCCUCUUUAGUGCAAAGCUGAAAUUCUUGGAGCAUCGACAGCAGAGAAUAGCAGAGGUGAGACUCAGGUAUAAUGCUCUCAGGCGAGAGUUGGAACAUGCCAAGCAUCAUCUGAUGUUGGACCCUGGAAAAUGGACCCGUGAAUUUGACUUAUGGCAAACGUUUGAGGUAGACUCCCUGGAGCACUUAGAGGCUUUGGAGCAAGUCACUCAACGGCUAGAGCGUCAUGUUAACCUCUGUAAAGCACAUGUCUUGAUGGUCACCAGCUUUGACGUGACACCCAAGUGCAGACAAAAGUUACGGCAUCGGCCCACAGUAGAUCACGCAGCGUUCGCAGGAAUAUAGCAUGUCAAGAUUUUACAUGACCACUUUUACCUGUUAUGCAAUAUAUUAAAUGAUAUGCGUGCAAAUAUACGGACAUAGUGAUGGAGAGAAAAAAAAUGACGCAAAAACUGAAAUAUAUAUAUUUUUUCUUUCUUAUGUCCCUUGAGGAGCUCUGUACAAAUCCUCUAACCAUCUCAAAAUCAUCACAUUAUAAGAAAGCUUCCAGUGAUGCUGUUCAGGCUCUACUUGAAAUCUAAUUUGCUGUCAGUGUUUGUGUUGUUAGCUUUAGCACAGAUAAGGCCAAAACAACACAUUGGACUGCAGACUGCUGUCUGAAUUUGUUAACCAAUGUUUUUUUUGUUUUCUUUAAUGUUCAAAUGUUAAUUCUGGGUAGUCAGGGUUCAAGAUUUCCAAUUGCACAUUUGCAAAUCCUGGGUUAACUUUCAUAUUGGCAUAUUUACUAGCUUAACCACAUUUUAACAGCAUAGCCUACUACAGAAUGCAAUGAGCAUGUGACCUGUAAAAUAACUGCUUGUCCAUCUGUAAAAAUGUUCAUUUUAAUGUUUCAUUCUCAAGUAUUUUUUGUUUACGAUGUGCUAUCUAUUGUUAAACAACUCGCUAUAACAUUCUAGCACCUUAUUGUUUCACACAGUAGGUUAUAUAGGCCUACUUUUGGGAUUCUUUUCGCAAGUUUAAACGUAGUAACCCAUAUGCUUAAGCCAAGUUUAAAAGUGGCCUUUAUUUGGGGAUAAAAUUACCUCUGUAAAAGCAACUUUUACUUAGAGUUCUAGUCACCUUCAAGGUUGUAAAGAAGUCAUUUUUAACACCCAGUGUAAAUUUGUUGCACUAAAAGCAAAUGAUUUGCAAGUCACGUUUAUUGUAAAUGCCUUUGAUCCUUAUUGUGUAUGUGCUAAUAAAAGGUUGUUGUUCA
Molecule: messenger RNA, 7471 nt
Organism: Onychostoma macrolepis
Lineage: Eukaryota; Metazoa; Chordata; Actinopteri; Cypriniformes; Cyprinidae
Gene: kif26bb
Product: kinesin family member 26Bb
Exons: 15
Coding region: 1180-6561 (1793 amino acids)
Biological process (GO): microtubule-based movement
Molecular function (GO): microtubule motor activity; microtubule binding; ATP binding
Source: RefSeq, a predicted model, not a curated record